This is a messenger RNA of Malurus melanocephalus (red-backed fairy wren), 2861 nucleotides long. RefSeq names its product cytochrome P450 2G1-like. Bases 16 to 1659 code for a protein of 547 amino acids. Gene Ontology annotation, cellular component: intracellular membrane-bounded organelle; cytoplasm. Lineage: Eukaryota; Metazoa; Chordata; Aves; Passeriformes; Maluridae. The transcript is spliced from 10 exons. Gene Ontology annotation, biological process: xenobiotic metabolic process. Gene Ontology annotation, molecular function: oxidoreductase activity, acting on paired donors, with incorporation or reduction of molecular oxygen, reduced flavin or flavoprotein as one donor, and incorporation of one atom of oxygen; heme binding; iron ion binding. The record is from RefSeq and is a predicted model, not a curated record.
AAGACAUUUCUGCUGAUGAGCAGCUCCUCUCCCAGUUCAUCAGGGCUAAGGGCGCUGCCUGCAGGGUCCCCGUGCCGUCCCCGGUUCGGCCAGGACAGAGGUCGCUCCGGUGCCACCUCCGCCCUCCGGGUGCCACCUCCGCCCCCUUUAAACCCCGGGGAUUGUCCCCAGGUGUCUCCAAGCGCCACCAUGGCUCCCGUCCUGGUGGUCUUGCUGGCCCUGGUGGCGCUGCUGUCACUGCUGUCGCGACAUCGCGCGACCGCCGCACGGCUCCCGCCGGGCCCUCCUCCGCUGCCGCUGCUCGGGAACCUCCUGCAGGUGUCCCCGUUCCGCACGCUUCGGUCCCUGCUCAAGCUAAGUGACCAGUAUGGCCCAGUGUUCACGGUGUGGCUGGGCUCCCGGCCAGUGCUGGUGUUGCGCGGGACUGAGGCUGUGCGCGAGGCUCUGGUGGGGCAGGCUGAGGCAUUUGCAGGGCGGGGGCGGAUGCCCACUCUGGAAAGCACCUUCAGGGGCUACGGGGUGGUUUUCUCGGACGGGGAGCGCUGGCGGCAGCUCCGCCGCUUCUCCCUGACAGUGCUCCGGGAUUUCGGGAUGGGCAAGAGGAGCAUCGAGAGCCGGAUACAGGAGGAGGCCCAGGAGCUUCUCCAGGAGUUCCAGAAAACCCAGGGGAAAGCCUUCGACCCCACGUUCCUGCUGAGCUGCGCCGUCUCCAACAUCAUCUGCUCCAUCGUUUUUGGGAGCCGCUUCGAUUACCACGAUCCUGAAUUUCUGGAGAUGAUGCAGCUGAUCAACAACAGCUUCCGGGAGAUGAGCACGCCCUGGAGCCAGCUCUACGACAUGGCCGAGUCAUUGCUGCGCUUCAUGCCGGGCCCACACCGUCGUAUCCCUCGGCUCCUCGCGAGGAUGAGGCGUUUCAUUGCCCGGCGUGUGCAGGACAAUGCCCGGACCCUCGACUCCCACAGCCCCCGCGACUUCAUCGAUGCCUUCCUCAUCCAGAUGGAGAAGGAAAAGGACAACCCCAACUCCGAAUUCACAAUGGAAAACCUGGAAUUGACCACCCUGAACCUUUUCUUUGCUGGCACUGAGACUGUGAGCUCCACCCUGCGCUUCGGCUUCCUCUACCUCAUGAGGCAUCCSCACAUCGAGGAGAAGGUUUUCAAGGAGAUCUCGGCUGUUGUGGGGUCGGGCCGGGCUCCGGCCAUCGCUGACCGAUCCCAAAUGCCCUUCACGGAGGCCACGAUCCAYGAGAUCCAGCGCUGCAGCGACCUGAUCCCGAUGAAUGUCCCACACCGCGUGACCCGGGACACGGAAUUCCGGGGCUUCCUGAUCCCUAGAGGCACAGAUGUGUACCCCCUGCUCAGCUCGGUCCUAAACGAUGCCAAGUCCUUCAAAAACCCCCAAAACUUCGACCCUGGAAACUUUCUGGACGAGAAGGGCCAGUUCCAGCGCAACGAGGCCUUCUUGCCCUUCUCAGCCGGGAAACGGCUGUGCCUGGGGGAGGGGCUGGCGCGGAUGGAGCUGUUCCUGUUCUUCACCACGAUCCUACAGAACCUGCGGCUCCAACCCCUGGGACACCCCGAGGGGGUGCCCACGACCCCCCUGGAGAGUGGCUUUGCCAACAUUGCCCCCCGCUAUGAGCUGCGGAUGCUGCCCCGCUGAGACCCCUCUCCMAAUUCCCAAAAUUCCCUAAAAUUCCCCAAAAAUUCCCCAAAAUUCCCCAAAAUUCCUGAAAUUCCCCAAAAUUCCCAAUCGGAAUUGCCCCCACAACCAGCGCCCCUCCCCAAAAUCCCUGAAAUCUUGAAAUCCCCAACUGGAACCUCUCCCACUGCAAGCUGCGGAUGCUGCCCUGCUGAGACCCCUCUCAAAUUCCCUGAAAUGCCCUGAAAUUCCUGAAAUUCCCGAUCAGUACCCAGGAAUAGAGACCAGUCUYCAAAAUCCCUGUGUGAGAAAUGAAGCUCACUCUCCUGGUAGAAAUUGAAAAAUGUAGUAAGGGACAAUCGGGGACAAAGGCAAUAAUGCAAAAUUGGCAGCGCUGGGUGCUUUAGCCAUAAAGCUCCCCUGCUCACCAUGGCAAUACCCCUUACGUACCCUUUCUCUUGCAUCAGUCAAAAACCUAUUAAUAAAUGAUUAUACAGAUUCAAACAUUUCCCAGAGAUAGUUUGCAUGUUCCAGAAACUUUUAAGCACGGCCCCUCCUCUGAUCCGCCUGUUUAGAGUGUGUGCACUUGUGCUUGUGGUUUUGAGGGUCAUGUGUGUCCCCCUGUUCUGUGGACUCAGCAGAUGACACUUGAUGACAGUGGAAGUGUCUGUAGCAGGGUCUUUCAUGGGCUGUGACACCCCCCGGACUGUCUAUGUGGAUCAGCUCAUCCUGGGGUGCCAGGCCCCACAGAUGAGCUCCUUUGCACAGCAGAAGAUGGGCUGCCUCUGAUCAGAGGCUUGGCCUCUAAAUCCCCAAAGCCUCUCUCCCCGACACGUUUUGGUGUCAGGGUCUGUGCUGGUUAGGCAGCCAAGAGAUCUGGCAUGGUCCCCACCCCAAGGGUGCUCAGCUGUGAUCCCUCGGUGAAUGUGUUCUUCUUUCCAGCUCUGAGUAUCUUAUCUCUGAUCAGUGGGCAGUGAACAGUGCAGCCAGGGUCCCAUUCAGGGUUUUGAUGGUUUUCUCUGCAGCUUUCGUAUAGUUUUGCUAUAAUGUGCAAGAAGUUCUUCAUGGAAAUGCCUAAGUCACAAACUAUAAUCUUUCAGUUAUUUCAAGUUAACCACAAGUAACUCUAAAACUAAAUCAGCUGUUUUGAAACAAUAUCUGAGAUACUUUAAUUAUUGCCAGUUAGCCACAAAAAUAAAAGCAUUAGUGUUUUUUUACAACUA